AAACCCAUAUAGAAAAUACUCAAUUACAAGCAGACCUUUCAAAUUUACAAUUUCAAUUUUUAGUUCAAGAAGAUGAUAAUUUAUCUUUAUCUGAAACAUCUGAAAUUUUAGAAAUUACAGAAGAUAAUCUUUUAGAAAAUGAGGUUUGGACUAAAGAAGAGCUUUUAAAAUUUAAAAAAUUAUAUUAUAAAGAAAAAGAUAUUAUUGAAAAACAAGAUGAUGAUAGUCAAAAUUUAGAAAAUGAAAUAAAUUUAUUACAAAAUGAUGAUUUUAAAAAUCUUUUGAAAAAAAUUGUU
Racocetra persica is the source of this 296-nucleotide messenger RNA. NCBI's taxonomy places the organism in Eukaryota, Fungi, Glomeromycota, Glomeromycetes, Diversisporales, Gigasporaceae. The record is from the annotation of a GenBank genome assembly.